Molecule: messenger RNA, 2267 nt
Organism: Salarias fasciatus (jewelled blenny)
Lineage: Eukaryota; Metazoa; Chordata; Actinopteri; Blenniiformes; Blenniidae
Gene: zwilch
Product: zwilch kinetochore protein
Exons: 18
Coding region: 91-1929 (612 amino acids)
Biological process (GO): protein localization to kinetochore; mitotic spindle assembly checkpoint signaling
Cellular component (GO): RZZ complex
Source: RefSeq, a predicted model, not a curated record
GUUCGUUUCGUCUUUAAAACUCAUAAAUACCUCCUCUGAGUUUAAAUAAAUCGUUUUUACACCAAAAGAAGACCGCGACACAACUCAGCGAUGGGUUCAAAGGUUUUAUCCAAGGCAAACGAGUUUUGCAACUUUCUCCGAAACCUCCAAGACGCGACAAGCUCUGAUCCACAUAUAUACGAGGAUGACAUCCACAUAGUUAAGAUGAAAGGAGACAGACUCACUGCAGUGAACGUGUACUGUGCAAAUCAAACCAUCUUCGUCUGUGAGAAAGCUGUUCCAAAAAUAACUGAACCGGAUAUUCAGCAAAUGAAUGAAUCGUCAAACUGUGAUCAUCAUGUUGAUGAUGAUGACAGUGAUGAUGAUGUUGAUGAUAAAAAAGAUGCUGAUGCUGAUUCUAAUAGCGAUGAUGGUGAUGGAGUUAAUGCUGACCAUGGUCUUCUGACAGAACUGGGACCCCAGCCCCUCACAGUUCCAAAAGCAAGGCAGUUCCUGUCCUGGUACACAUUAUCCCAGAAUCCUAAUGUGUCAGCUGUGGACAACAAGCCUGCCUUACUACCUUUGUGGGUGCGAUGUGAUAUGUCUGACCCUUCUCGGACAACCUGGCUGGGAGCUGAAACUGUCUGCGUGGCCAAUAAAGUGACUGGUGUGAAGAUGUACUCGGUCACCUGCAGAGGUUCAACUGUGGACAAAAAGUCUCUAAUGAGCUUAGAGGAUGUGAAACAAGAGCAUAAGAAAAGGCACCACCCGUCCUCGAUGGGGAUUAAAGGCAGUGCCAGGUUCAACUUGUUUGGCUCCACUAUGGUUGAAAACACCAUGAUUGAGUCGCAGAGUAGUGUGACCGUGGAUUUGAAAUGGAGCCACGUGGAGAGCAUCCUUGAGACCCCACCCCUGUCCUCCACCGCAGUACUGAAUAUCAAAAUUGCCAGCGGAGACCAGAGAAGCCCAAUGUAUGAGUUGUACAAGGAGCUGGAGUUUCUUCAGACGCUUGCCGACGGUUUGAGGACUGGUCAGACUGAAUGGAUGGAACCUCUGGAAAGCACACCUGCUGUUACUUUGACCAAAGCUUACUUAGAAGAGCUGCAGAGCUUUUCAAAAACGCUGCUGGAGCGGGCCACAAAAAUAGCCGAGCCAAAGUCUGAGACGGACACCCCUGUUUUCAGUUCUUUCCUGGAAAGAGGCGAUCUGGAUUUUGUUGAGCAGCUGUGGGUUCGCAUGAGAAAAAGUGUCACUUCGUGUCAGGACAUUGCAGAUUGCUUGAAGUUGGUCAUUGAAGCGCUGCGAUACAGCGACAUCAAACCCUGGAUUCACAGAGACAGCAGCAGCUCCCUCAGCAAACUCAUUCUGCAGUGCUACCACCAGCAGAUCGAGACUGUGUCUCUGACAGGCGUCACUCCGGUCAACAUGCUGCUCGAGAUGGGUUUGGACAAAAUGAGGAAAGAUUACAUCAACUACCUCGUUGGUGAAGAACUUACAACUCUGAAGCACUUGAGUUACUUCUUGAGCACAGAGGUCGAUCUGCAGGAGCAAGCGAUCCGACUCCGAAAGCUGCACCAUCUCCUGGAGAUCGUUGUCACCUGCAGUACCUUCCUGGCUCUGCCAUACGACUGUCUCUUCCUUCUGACUCAAUCCUGUUUGCAGCACUACAAAACAUCACCAGAGGACGAGGAGCAUGAAUUCAAACUUCAGAUCAAACCUGCUCUGAUCAGCCAUUUUUACGAGAAGGAGCAUCCAGUAAUGUGGGGUGUUGAAGUGUCCAGCGGCCACGGUCCCCGAGAGGUCAGGACGUGCUUCCAGCUCAGCGACAGACCCCUGGUUGAUCACGUCAUCUUUGACACAGAGUACCCAAAUGAAACGGUGAACGGGGACUGUGAGGAUCCUGCUUUCUUCUCCACUACGGUGUGCUGCAGCCUCGCCAGCUUUGCAUAAAUUUACAAUAAGACCGCACAGAUUGACAUUCAUAUCUACAUGAACAUAUAUUGUUUGUAAAUUUAAGUAGAACAAGUUAAACAGCGUCAAAGUGUUACUGUAGCCACUAUAAUGUUUUCAGUCAACAACAACAACAACAACUAGCAGUUCAAUUUUAUUGAUAAAGUUCAAAAUGUUGAGGGAAUAUCUUUCCACGCUGUUGGAGUGUCGUCCGGUCAACUCAUUACUGAAGAGUGAAUAAAUCCUUUACAGCAAAUACUGAAUGCACAUCAAAAGAAUGAAAUCCGUCUUUAAAUUCAGUUCAAAUAAAGUCACGUUCACACGUUUCCAUAAAGGAA